AUGGGUGAGGCUGAGGCUGAGUAUUGGCAGAGAGCUGUUGCUGUGGAAGAGUGUUGGCAGAGAGCUGGCGUUGAAGAGGAGUAUUGGCAGAGAGUUGUUGCUGUGGAAGAGUGUUGGCAGAGAGCUGUCGUUGUGGGGGAGUGUUGGCAGAGAGUUGUUGCUGUGCCGAAGUGUUGGCAGAUAGCUGGCGCUGAAGAGGGGUGUUGGCAGAGAGCUGGCGCUGAAGAGGGGUGUUGGCAGAGAGCUGGAGUUGUGUCUGGGUGUUGGCAGAGAGUUGUUGCUGUGGAAGAGAGUUGGCAGAGAGCUGGCGUUGUGUCUGGGUGUUGGCAGAGAGUUGUUGCUGCGCCGAGGUGUUGGCAGAGAGUUGUUGCUGUGGAAGAGAGUUGGCCAAGAGCUGGAGUUGUGUCUGGGUGUUGGCAGAGAGUUGUUGCUGUCGAAGAGAGUUGGCAGAGAGCUGUCGUUGUGGGGGAGUGA
Messenger RNA from Trichomonas vaginalis G3, 474 nucleotides. RefSeq lists its product as uncharacterized. NCBI's taxonomy places the organism in Eukaryota, Parabasalia, Trichomonadida, Trichomonadidae. The record is from RefSeq and is a predicted model, not a curated record. Bases 1 to 474 code for a protein of 157 amino acids. The transcript has a single exon.